Molecule: messenger RNA, 2682 nt
Organism: Trichobilharzia szidati
Lineage: Eukaryota; Metazoa; Platyhelminthes; Trematoda; Strigeidida; Schistosomatidae
Source: the annotation of a GenBank genome assembly
GCGAAGAUAUUCUCUACAAGCUACAUGGCUCAAAAUACUUUUCCAAAAUAGAUCUAAAAGAUGCUUAUUUGCAAAUUCCUCUUGACGAAGCUUCUAGUGCAUUAACAACCAUUAAUACUCCAUUUGGAUUGUUCAAGUAUAAGUUCUUGCCUUUUGGUUUAAAGGUUUCUCCUGCAAUAUUUCAAAAAGUAAUAAAUCAGAUGAUAGACGGAUUAGAUGGUGUUGAGUCUUACCAAGACGACAUUAUAGUUCAUGGUCCGAACAUCGAAUUGCAUAAUGAACGUCUUUUAAAACUGUUCAGGCGUUUCUGUGAGAAAAAUGUUCUUGUUAAUCCAUCUAAAUGUCAUUUUACUUUGUCGUCUGUAUCAUGCUUGGGAUAUACAGUAGACUCUGAGGGUUUCAGACCUGAUGCUAGGCGUUUGGCACCUCUAAUUCAAGCACCGUCACCUAAUAAUAUGACGUCGUUGAGAUCAUGGAUUGGCACUCUUCAAUUUUACUCCAGAUUCAUUCCCAAUUUCACUCAACUGUUAUCUCCACUUUUUAAUAUUGUCUCCAGUAAACAAUUUAAGUGGGAACAACAACAUGAAGAUAUCUUGCGAAAAACUUUGGAGUUUCUUAAUAAACAAGCUUUCUUAAGACCUUUUUCAUCGAAAGAUAAGUCCGUUCUCACUACAGAUGCUUCUCCUACGGGUAUAGCUGCAGUACUUGAGCAAAAUGGACAACCUGUUAUUUGUAUUUCAAGACGUCUAAGUAAGAGUGAACAAGGGUACUCACAAACCCAGAAAGAGGCUCUAGCAGUUGUAUGGGCAAUAAGACGCUUGCACAAGUAUCUCUUUGGUACUAAGUUUCACAUAGUUACUGAUCAUCAGGCUUUGAAAUUCAUUUACAACCCAGAAAAAUCUUUGAAUAGAUCAUCUGCUGCUAUGGUUCAAAGAUGGAGUUUAGAACUAAGUGCAUAUGAUUACACUAUUGAACACAGAUCGGCUAAGGAUAUACCUCAUGCAGACUUUUUAUCUCGUUAUUCAUUAUUUGAAAAUUCUGCUAAUGACACUGAUUGUUUGUUAGUCCAGCCGUUACCUGUGGAUAGAGUUCGACUUAUAAACGAUACUCGGAAAUAUUACGGGUGCAUUAUAAAUGCAACAAAAAGAGGUUGGAAUAUUCAGUGUAAGCGAAGAUUUCCGGACUUUUAUAAGCGAAGAGAUGAGAUUUCAGUCCAUCCUGAAGGAUUUCUAUGUCUGAAUGACAGAAUUAUUAUUCCUCCGACAUUAAGAUCUGCGAUUUUGGAUGAUCUUCAUUCUGCGCAUCUGGGAGCUGAUAAGAUGAAAUCAUUAGCACGUCUAACAUGUUGGUGGCCGGAAAUUGAUGCUGACAUUAACAAAAGAUCGAAGAGCUGUUCCAGCUGUUUGCAUAAAAUGUCCUAUGGGAAGUCGUCGUGGAAACCGUGGCCUACGUCUUGUGAGGUUUGGCAGCGUAUUCAUGCAGAUUACUGUGGUCCAUUCUUAAAUUCAUACUAUGCUUUAAUUAUUGUGGAUUCUUAUUCUAGAUGGCCAGAAGUUAUAAUUACAGAUAGUCCUAAUGCGAAAUUCACUCACAGAGCGUUGAGAAAGAUUUUUAGUCGAGAAGGAAUUCCAGAUGUCUUAGUUACUGAUAAUGGUACUCAUUUCACUGAGAAGAACUUCAAUGAUUGGCUUAAACACAUAGGUUGCCGUCAUCUGUACACAGCACCACGUCAUCCUCAGUCAAACGGUUUGGCAGAAAAUUUCGUACGAACAUUAAAGAGUGCCAUAGCAUCAAUGAGUCCUAAGAAUUUUGAUGAGCUAGAGAGAUGUGUAGAUAACUUCCUACUUCAAUAUCGCAAUGCGGAGCAUACAAGUACCCAUGAAAGUCCUGCUAAACUGUUCAAAUCUCGAAUUCUCAGAAAGCACCUAAUGUCUACGACUUCUGAUGUACAUUAUUACAGAGGGAAUGACUAUAGACCUUCUGUUGGAAUCAUACUACAAAAAAUGGGAAAUCGAAUGGUGAAAAUAUUAGACAUCGAAGAUCAUUCAAUUCAUAACAGACACCUGGAUCAAGUGAGAAUAAAUGAAAUAAUUCAGAAAUAAGUCCAGAUGAUACUGAUGAAAAUAAUAUCACAGAAUCAGUUAGAAGAUCCCAGAGACUUGCAAGCAAACCGAGACCUCAUUAUAAAUACGCAAGGAGACAUUCGACAUGUGGCGGAUGUGGUGAUUGACAAUUUCUAUCUUUGUAUUGUUUAAAUACUUACUGUUGUUUGUUAAUAUAUUUAUUAUUUUGAUUUGAAAUAUAAUUCCGCCAAAUACAAAUUCCUGAAUUCAUCCCUCUCUGUGUUUUGGUUGAGUUCCUGUAAUUCGGUCAUUGCGAAAUACAAAUACUACUAGUACAAAUAACUAUCACAUUUUGGCGUCGCAAUGGAAUUAAAUAAUCUUGGAAAGUUUCCUAUAAAUGGUUCACCGCGGGAAAUCUCCGAUUAUCUUGAAUGUUUCGACGCAUGGUGCAUGUCGAAGAAUGUUCGCGAUGACAAAAUUCCAGCUCAUUUUAUUACUGCUAUUGGGCUAGAUGCGUACAGCCUACUGAAAACUCUGUCAUUUCCAGAUAAACCAAUUUCUCUGUCUUAUGAUAAACUCCGUGAACUUUUAACAAAUCACUUCCACAUAACAACUUUCG